AUGUCGUCCACCAGCAACGCCUCCAUUGACAAGUUCAACGGAGACAAUUACGCAACGUGGAGCCGGUACAUGCGCGGUGUGUUUUUGACGAAGUCCGUCUGGCACGUCGUCAACCGUGAAGUGACUCCGACUUUCACCGACCCGCGAGCGUCCGAUGACUACGUCAAGGCAAGCAACGUCGCGUUUGGUAUGAUGCUGCUGCACAUGAACGCGGACUACCAUCAUGUGCUGGACAACUGCGAGGAAGCCUGGGUUGCGUGGACAAGUCUGAAGACGCUGUACGGUGGGUCGCAGAAGGCAGGACGCAUCUACCUCAAGCGACAACUUUUCAGUAUCAAGAUGGCUGAAGGCGCGAACGUCAUGCAUCACUGCAACGAGGUCCUCAACAUCUCCGCCAAGCUUAGCGGCAUCGGUGCGAAGAUGGAAGACGAAGACGUUGCAAUUUGUCUGCUACUCAGUCUUCCGAAGAGCUACGAAAAUGUGGUGCUCAACAUGGAAAUGAGCAGCACCGAGCUUCGCACUCAAGAUGUGGUGAGAGUCCUGACGAAUGAGCAUGCCAAGCGUCAAGGAGAAAAAGGGACAACGACAGCGACUACGGUGAAGGCUGAAGAUGCAAGCAAGGCAUUCAGCGCCGAGCGUGAGCCCUACCAAUGCACGUAUUGUGGCAAGGUGGGACACACGGUGGAUCGUUGCUGGACAAAGCAGAAGAACGAAGGUCAGGGGAGCCCGACGCGGCGGCAAUGGUCGUGGACGCGGGGCUAA
Messenger RNA from Peronospora matthiolae, 762 nucleotides. The record is from the annotation of a GenBank genome assembly. Lineage: Eukaryota; Oomycota; Peronosporomycetes; Peronosporales; Peronosporaceae.